Messenger RNA from Candidula unifasciata, 717 nucleotides. The record is from the annotation of a GenBank genome assembly. NCBI's taxonomy places the organism in Eukaryota, Metazoa, Mollusca, Gastropoda, Stylommatophora, Geomitridae.
AUGUCUUUCACACUGACCACAUCUGUAUUUGCAGUAUUAACUGCACUUGUUCACGUUGUAGCGGCGAAAGAAUUCGUCGACAAUGUCCGCCAACACUACGCAGAGAAUAUCAAUGAUUUACUUGUCAAGCAGAUCCAGAAGGAGCUGUCAGCUAGCUACAUAUACCAGGGCUAUGCAUCUUACUUUGAUCGUGCCGACGUCAGUUUGCCAGGUGUUGCCAAAUUUUUCUCUGGCGCUUCCCUGGAGGAAAGGGAACAUGCACAGUCCCUGAUCGAUUACAUCAACAAAAGAGGUGGCCACGCCCAGUUUGAGAAGAUAGAUUUGAAAGCAUCUUGUGAGCUUGUAUGGAAUUACUUGACCGGAGAAUCCAGUGACCUGGGCUCGUUUGCCAGCAGGAGAAUGUGUAUUUGUGGAUUUGUAACAACCCAGGCAUUCAAUGCCCAGUGUGAAGAGAGAAGCGUAUGGAAAGAGGCUCUGAUGGCCUUUGAGGAUGCCUUGGCUAUUGAGAGAUUUGUCAACAAGGAGCUCUUGGAUCUACACAAAGAAGCUGAUGCUAGAAAGGAUGCGCACCUGGCCCACAUUCUGGAGCACGAAUUCUUGGAGGAGCAAGUGAGUUCUAUCAGCAAACUUGCCCGCUACGUCACACGACUACGCAGUUUUGCAGGGGGAAACAACUACAAGCUUGGAGAAUAUAUAUUUGACCAGCAUUUGUCCUAA